Molecule: messenger RNA, 1560 nt
Organism: Ceutorhynchus assimilis (cabbage seed weevil)
Lineage: Eukaryota; Metazoa; Arthropoda; Insecta; Coleoptera; Curculionidae
Source: the annotation of a GenBank genome assembly
AUGUCUUUUCUGCUCGAUAGUGGAGCGUCUGUUUCACUUAGAAAAAAAAAUUCUGCUCAAAAAUUAGGAUUAUUGAAUGUAAAUAGGAAACCUAUAAAUAUAAGAGACAUUUCGGGACAAGUUUUAGAAAAUUUUGGAAGCACUGAAAUUAAGUUUAUUUUAAGCAGUUUAGGGAAUGGAUUAUUGGGUAUGGAUUUUUUAGAGAAUUAUCAACCAGUGAUCGAUUUUAAUGCGAAUGAAAUGAAUAUGUGUGGUUAUAGAUUGGCCUUGUUAAAUGAACUUUUAGAACGACGUCACAGUGCGGCUGUACAGAGCUGUAAUGCAGUUGACGCUCCGUGUAUCACAAAAGAAGUGGUAACUAUUUUUCCUGUAAAAACGAAUCGGGGUACAGAGGUCGUUUAUAGAGGUCGCCGGAGUAUUGAAAAUGAUUAUGUUAUUGAAAAUGACUUUGUUAAUGUAAAUGGUUUUAGAGAGACUAAAUCCACUGGCAGUGAGGCCGUGGUGGAUUUAUUUAAAGGGAAAGGGGUACCAACCUCUAGAAACGGGAAAAAUAAGUGUGAGUUGACUGAUCCACCAAUAGUUUUGAGUAGUAAGGAAGAUAGGGAAGAUACAGGGUAUCUUAACGAAAAUCCUGAAACUCACCAGAUUGAUAAUAGACUGAAACAGUUUACGAACUACACUGAGAUAGAAAAUAGUAAUGAAUUUCGCCAGUUUGCUACAGGAGGAAAUGCGCAAUUCUCCAAUUGUGGUCAUUUAUCUAAAGGACCACAUGUAGUAAAAUUGCGUGAAAACUUGGAAAUACCUGCUUUCCACGGUUGCGAUUUUAAUGUACCUGUAAACACCCGGGUCCCUGCAGGCAUUAAAGUCUGUGAACCAUUAAAUCAUACAGAUGUCGGUAUUCUUACCGCGUGUAGUGUAAUAGAAAUUCCUGAAAAUUCAACAAAAGAAAAUAGAAAUAUAGUAGUUCGUAUUCUGAAUACUUCUCCAAUACCGCAGACCAUUUAUAAAAACACGCCCAUUUUAAAUUUGGUGGAUGUGACUAGGCUGAAAGAAUGUUCCACCGCGGAUGCUCUCUGUGGAGCGGAUGGAACGGAUUAUGUUAGUGAAAAGUUUAGUGAAAUUCAUACAAGUUGUUAUGAAGGCCAUAUUGUGGAGAAUAUGGUUUCUCAUUUAAAAGGAGGGGAUAAGAACUGUGAAAGUGAAAGUGAAGAAGAAAUUGUGACGGAUGAAAGUGAGGAGAAUGUAGACAGAACUGAUAGAAUGUCGUCAGUCUUGGAAAAUGAAAAUACCGAAAGUAAUAGAAAUAUAGCAGAAACGGAUCCCUUGAAUAGAUCUUCGAAUAUUUCAAGAGAUGGUGUUGAUGAUGAUAACCAAAUAAUUGAUGAUCAUGAAAAUGAUUCUAUGAGGUCCUUGGAUGCAGAUCGAGAGGAAAAUGAUGAUGUAGCUCAAGUUUCUAUAAACAUACGAAACCCGGAGCCUUUAGAACAGCAAAUUCGACCUCAACGAAUAAGACAGUUACCAAAAAGGUUUGAAGAUUAUGUUUUAGACUCCUUGGAUUAG